UAUAUUUAUGUCUACUAGUUAGUACGUAUUGGUACUAACGAACGUAUACAAUCCUCUCUUUUUAUGCAAACCUUAUCUCAAACUUUUAAAAUCACUACCUCCCAAACCAAUUAAAAAGGACUUUCAUGACUAAAGACACUUUCUAUGUACUUAUAUAUAUAGUCACUUAGCUAAUUUCAAACAUCGAUUCAUAACAAUUAAUUAAUAUUCGAGCCUUGAGAAUGAAGCAAGUAUCAAUGGAGAUGAAGAAAGGACCCUGGAGUUCUGAUGAAGACUCUAAACUCAUCCAUUCCAUCUCCAUAUUUGGACAAGGACGUUGGGAUUCACUUGCUCACGUUGCCGGGUUGAAGCGUAGCGGUAAGAGUUGUAGACUAAGAUGGUUGAAUUAUUUGCGGCCAAAUUUAAGACGAGGAAAAAUAACUCCUCAAGAGCAGCUCCUUAUUCUACUCCUUCAUUUUCGCUUCGGAAAUAGAUGGUCAAAAAUAGCUGAGAAUUUGCCUGGGAGAAGUGAUAACGAUGUUAAAAAUUACUGGAGAACUAAAGUGCAAAAGCAUGCAAAACAGCUUCAUUGCGAAAUCAAUAGUCAACAAUUUCGACACUUCCUUCUCUAUGAAUGGAUGCCUUCUCUGUUGGCUCAACAAAUACCGACUUCUUCUUCUUCUUCUUCUUCAUCUUCUUCGGAAUUAAUCGUGAUGGAGAAUUGUUUUCCUAACGAUAUUAAUACAUAUCCAAACACUAAUAUUAUUUCAUCAACAGAUUCAUUCGUAAAGGAAGAUGAUAGUAAUAUUUGGAAAAAGUUAUCUAGUUUUGAAGAUGGAAUUAAUAUUUCUCAUGAUUUUUCAACCCCUUCAGAUAUGACACUUCAUAAUUAUUCAUCUCAUCAUGUGGAUGAUCAGUACUACUUUCACAAUUAUUGGACAAGUGCAGAAAUGCCAAGUUUGUAUGAAAUGGACCUUUGGCUCUGAUUACGAGUAUACGUGAAUCCAAUAAUGUCUUUAUUCAAUAUAUAUACAUACAUACAUACAUAUAUAUAUAUAUAUAUAUAUAUAUAUAAUUUACAAAAUUAUCUUUAAAUAUUUAAUUAGUGAACCCUAACUAGUUAAUUAGUUAUUAUUGUAUUGUAAUAUUUACUUGAAAUA
Molecule: messenger RNA, 1139 nt
Organism: Solanum lycopersicum (tomato)
Lineage: Eukaryota; Viridiplantae; Streptophyta; Magnoliopsida; Solanales; Solanaceae
Source: RefSeq, a predicted model, not a curated record